Molecule: messenger RNA, 4012 nt
Organism: Lymnaea stagnalis (great pond snail)
Lineage: Eukaryota; Metazoa; Mollusca; Gastropoda; Lymnaeidae
Source: the annotation of a GenBank genome assembly
UUCUGGGCGGACAAGGGCACCAGGAGGAUUGAGCGAGCGGCGCUUGACGGAAGUGACCGGAAGUUGCUCGUGGAUAAAGAUCUGGUGUUUCCCAACCAGAUGGCAGUCAGUUACCCCACCAGGUGCGUCAAAACACUGUCAAUAAUGUCAUGUCAUUUGUCACAAGGGCGUAUGUAGCAAGGAUAGUGCCAAUUGUCACAAGGGCGUGUGUAGCAAUGAUAGUGACAACAGGGCAUCCUUUACGAAAGUUGUCCCACAGACGGGCCAGUUACCCAAUUGAGAUUCAGGUAGAAGGGAGCAUCGACAAAGUAGGCUCCUGACCACACCACUGGUGGACGGUGGCUUUGACUGCCUGAAAUGAUGAUAAUUCUGCCUGUUAAGAAUUGGACGUCCUAGACACAAUCAUGAUUGUAAAAGGAUCAUUCACCCAAAGGCUCUUCGAAAACGAAGUGUUAGUAUCACGUGCGUGAAGGUGUGUCGUUGGUAAGAUGAAAGUGUGUCGGUGGUAAGAUGAAAGUGUGUCAGUGGUAGACCAUAUUGUGAUAUUGCAAUUUAGCUCAAGUUUUGUUGUCAAAGUAUUCAGGACAAUGUAUGUCGUUCUAAUUCUUGAAAUUUGUAUUAAGGAUUAUGGGCAAGACCAUUAGGAAGUAUUCCGUUUCCUCAUGACAUGCGCACUGUGAGCAGUCAGAUUUGAUUUUGUUGAAAUGACCGGAUUGCCGUAAAACUAACCAGACGUGUUUUUUUCCUUGUAGGAAGCUGUACUGGGUGGAUUCCAAGAGGCAGACGAUCAUGUCAUGCGAUAUCGAAGGCGGUGACGUCACAAAAGAACGAGAGCUGGUGGAGACCUCUCAGGGGAAUCCUGUCUUCGGCCUCGUCGUCAUUGGCAAUACAGCUAUUAUUAGCAUAUGGCGAGUAUUGGAUUGGACUGCCUAGCAGACAACCAGUCACUUUUAAACGAAUUGAUCUCAUCAUAAUAUACAAAUAUAACUGAGCUCGUCUUAUAAAAAUAAUAAUAAUAAUCUUGAGUUAAUAUUUCUAGUGUUCAGUAAAAUAUUUUUUAUGACGUGGAACGCACAAAUUUUGUAUUUAAAUACUAGUUGGUACACCCGUAUUUCAACGGGAUAUUGGGGGAAAUAUCAUUGAAAUGAUUUGUGGAAAUUAUAAAGCUAUAGAACUAUGGCAAGUCACGUGACAUGUUUACUUUCUCGGCGUGACAUGUUUACUUUCUCGGCGUGACAUGUUUACUUUCUCGGCGUUAGCUUUGGAAAAAAAAACAUUAUUGAAAAAUACAAAUAUUUGUUUACUCUCCAGCCUCUUUGGAAUCGAUUUUUUUAAAAAGGGUAAUGUUGAUGAAACAAAUCCAUUCUUUUAUUCUUUUGAUUAUUUUAUAAGAGUUUAUUUCCUGUUCAGGAUUCUCACGUUUUUUAAAUUGUGUUCUAUUUUGGCAUCUGGGUCAGGAACGCUGGAACACUCUUAAUACAUCAGCAGAGUUAAAUUCAUACGAUAAAUGUUAGAUAUAACAUGUUUUCGAGAAACGCAUUUCCAGUUUUCUUAAAAGAUUCAAACAAAGUCCAGUUAUUAGUUUUUGUUUCGCCUUGCAUGACAUUCCACAGCCGUUUCAAAUGUAUAUAUCAAUACAUAUAAUUCUCUAGUUAUGAAAGAAAGCACAGUGUAGUGGUGAGUUCAGUAGUGCGCAAGGUAAAAUUCCUGAUUACUGCGUUAAAGGAGAUUCUUGAAAAUACCGCAUGGUCGUUGGGUGCGUAAUCUUUUCUUUUGUUAUGGGCUCGAUUUAAAUAUGAUGUCAUAAAUUUGCGGUGUAAAAAUGGGUGGGGUAUCAGAAUAUUUAUAUAAUUCAGGGGCGUGAAAAAAAAAUUGUGUGGUGCCUUGCUUUGGGGGUGGAGGGGUGUAGCAUGAAUUGGGAUUCUUAAAAAGAUGCGUUUCUUCCGUGCCUGUUUUGUCAAGCGACUUACGUCUAUGGCAUUGCCGCCACCAUUGGUUGGUGGAUUCUAACCAGCAUAACAUAGAUUUAGUUAUUAAGGUAUAAAGGUUUGUUUGUUUGCUUUUGUUGUUCUAUUCUCUAUCGGCUAGAGUCUAGCCCCCCCCCCCCCCAAAAAAAAAAAAAAAAAAAAAAUAAAUGUGACUAUUAUUUGUAUAAGACUGUAAGAGAUAGACGAUGUAUUUUAAAAAUCGUCAUCAUCAUAUCUUGACUACAUCCUGUUUCAGGUACACUACUAGGAUUGCCUCUACCUAUGUGGCUACACGGGAGUCCUUGUGGACCAAAGAAAUGGUGAUCACAACAGGAACGGAGCUCUACAGCCUGGCCUCGACAGCUUCCGCCAUACAACCACCCAGUAGGUCGUGUUAAUAAUAUAGUUUUUAAUGCCACAAAUAACAUCUGGCAGUUGUAACACCUGUUUUAAAAGUUGUUUUUUCCCCCUCUGGUAAAUAGAAUGUUUAACUCGACCCAUGCCGUCAACAGACAGAGCUUGGUAGUUAAAGAAUGUCUUGCCCCGGAAAUAGUUUUAAAAAUGUUUAUUUUUUGCCGUUUGCCAGGUUUCCACCCGUGCGGCCAAAGUGACAGAGGGGGGUGCACACACCUCUGCCUGCCCAUCCGUGGGACCAGCUACAAGUGCGCAUGCCCGUCUUACGGCGGCCUGGCUCUAAGCUUCAACGCCAAGAGCUGCGAAGGUGAGACCUAAUGUGUCCCACGUAUCGGAAAACAAUGGAUGCCUUAUCCAGCAUGGCCGCCGGGGCUGGGUUAGAGUAUCCCUCCACAGUGGCAGCUGUCAUAGAUAUAGAAUACAAUGGUGGCUUACAUCUGGUCAAUGAUUUAAGUCAGGGAAUCUUAUGCCUUUAAUACCAGCCCCUCAUUAUUAUUGAAAAUUUACAACAUUGCUCAAACGAUAUUCCCACAUGUGUGUCUUACACACACACAAACACACACAUACAAACACACACACACAACUGACCCAGGCAAUCUGCUGUGACGAGCUACACACGUGACACACACACACACACACACACACACAGAAAGAAGAGAUUUAAAUUUAAAAAAAAACAACAAACAAACAAAUACAAUUCUUAUUAAGUAGCUCAAAUCACUGCUUAAAAUGAAAACAUAGUGUCUGUCAACAGUUUAAAAAAGACGACUGUAUAAAUUGUAUAAAUUGUAUAAAUUGUAUAAAUUGUAUAAAGAUCUGUUGCUCACCACCGAUGGGGAACAACUCAGAGUGUGUUUCCGGACGUGGUAGGAGUUGUCUUCACAGAUAUCAGCGGAUGUGACUAAUGGUAUGGUUUGUUUUGUUGAUUUUUUUUUUACCUCCAGCCCCAAGCGAGCUCUUAUUUUUCACACUGAAGGAGUCUGGCGAAGUUGGCUUCAUUUCUCUCAGGGGAGCUCAGUCAUCUUACCUGACUUUGGUAGGGAGGAGUUCUCAACCUAACUCAGUCACAUACGACCCCAUCAAACAGGUAGGUGUCUUAACUGUUUGGCUUCACCCCUGUACACUGAUAUAAUCAAUAUGUGGACUUCAACUAAGUGAUCUCAUCCAAAAAAAAAUAACAAUAAUCAAAUAAAAUAUGUUAUGAGAAAACAAAUUUUAUUGUUAUCUAAUUUUUAAAAGUAUUAUAAGUGAGGGCCCUGUCAUUGAAAAAAAAAAAAAAAAAAAUUAAAUAAAAGGGAAAAAAAAAAAAAAAAAAAAAAAAAAAAAAAAAAACCCCAAAAAUCACCCACUGUAAAAAGGNAAAAAAAAAAACAAUAAUCAAAAAAAAUAUGUUAUAAGAAAACAAAUUUUAUUGUUAUCUAAUUUUUAAAAGUAUUAUAAGUGAGGGCCCUGCCAUUGAAAAAAAAAAAAAAAAAAAUUAAAUUAAAGGUUGGUUGGUCAAUGUUUUCUUAAAGAGUUGUCAAACUUGUCAUGAUUGUUGAUGUUACUAUGGCAACCAGGUUGUUUACUGGAGUGACUUGGAGGAGGGUGUCAUAUACCAAUCUAACCUGGCUGGCUCCGGGGACAAGGAG